Lytechinus variegatus (green sea urchin) is the source of this 4459-nucleotide messenger RNA. RefSeq names its product UDP-glucuronic acid decarboxylase 1-like. NCBI's taxonomy places the organism in Eukaryota, Metazoa, Echinodermata, Echinoidea, Temnopleuroida, Toxopneustidae. Gene Ontology annotation, biological process: D-xylose metabolic process. The record is from RefSeq and is a predicted model, not a curated record. Gene Ontology annotation, cellular component: cytoplasm. Gene Ontology annotation, molecular function: NAD+ binding; UDP-glucuronate decarboxylase activity. Bases 71 to 1051 code for a protein of 326 amino acids. The transcript has 9 exons.
UAUCUAUCCCCCCCCCUUCAGAACGAUACGAAAAUAUCCAGAAGUUGCCUAUUUACCAGAGAGUACAAGAAUGAGAAUAUUAAUUACGGGUGGAGCUGGUUUUGUCGGGUCACAUCUCGCCGACCGGCUGAUGUUAGAAGGUCACGAGGUUACCGUAGUGGACAACUUCUUCACGGGUCGUAAGAGAAACAUUGAGCAUUGGAUUGGCCAUCCGAACUUUGAGCUGAUCAACCACGAUGUCGUUAAUUCUCUUAUGAUUGAAGUUGAUCAGAUCUAUCACUUGGCGUGUCCUGCGUCUCCACCACACUAUAUGUACAACCCUAUUAAGACAAUAAAAACAAGUUCAUUAGGAACCCUAAACAUGCUGGGGUUAGCCAAGCGGGUACGGGCGAGGCUCCUUCUGGCGUCAACUUCAGAAGUAUAUGGAGAUCCUGAAGAGCAUCCGCAAAAGGAAGAAUAUUGGGGUCAUGUUAACCCCAUCGGUCCCAGGGCAUGUUACGAUGAGGGCAAAAGAGUUGCUGAAACCAUGUGCUACGCGUACGCAAAGCAGGAUAAAGUUGAAGUCCGAGUUGCCAGGAUAUUCAACACCUUUGGACCUCGUAUGCACAUGAAUGACGGCCGGGUCGUCAGUAAUUUUAUUCUCCAAGCUCUCCAGGACGAACCAAUCACGAUAUUUGGGAAAGGACUGCAAACGCGAUCUUUCCAAUAUGUCAGUGACCUUGUGAGCGGUCUUAUUGCGCUCAUGAAUAGCAAUGUUUCAUCGCCAGUGAAUAUUGGUAAUCCUGAGGAGCAUACAAUUCUUGAAUUUGCUGAAAUAAUAAAAAGUAAAAUAGGGGGAGGGAGUGUAAUCUCACAUGUCCAAGCUGCUGAAGACGAUCCUCAAAAGAGAAAACCUGAUAUUACCAAGGCAAGGUCGUUAUUAAAUUGGGAACCAAAGGUUCCAUUAGACGUCGGGCUCGAAAAAACCAUACAGUACUUUAGGAACGAGCUGAACGCAACAAAGGGAACGUUCCAACCCAACGCGCGCAAGCAGAUACCAGGAAGCGAGUAGCGUGGACCAUCACAAACAUUGGAUUAACCCAUCGACUCCAGAACUCUGCAAUUCCCACAGACUUUGGACAGAGACCAUAUGGUCUCAGUAGGAAAUAGGUAUACUUCCUCGUUGAUUUCCAGUUCUACAUUUCCUGCCGUUUACUCUCUCGGAUUGACCUUGCAGUUUUAGGCUGUGUUUACACAAGUUUUUUUUUUUUUUUUUUACUCAGAAACGAACCUGGAUCAUGAUUCAUGCAUUUUGUCAUGCAUAUUCUGUGAAAAGGAGCCUUCAUUCAGUUUGUUUUGAACAUAAUGUUUGAAUUACAUCAUUUUUCUUGGACACUGUAAUUUAUGCUGGGAGCCGGGCUGGGCUGGAACUCAAGAGCCCGGCGAGUUGGGGGAUUUCCCCCAGGCCAAGCCAGGUUUUCCUUCCGAGCCCCAACGCUACUGUAAUUUGAUCACAAGAUUGUAGUUCAACCAGUGGCCAAUGUGUUCCAUUGAAAGCCUGCUAGAAAAUGACAUCAUAUCCAUUUAAAACUAGGUUGCAUUCUUAUUCUAGUAGAAAUAGAGUCAAGUCACAUUUAACUGGGAAAGGAGAACGAUUCGCUGACACUGGAUAAUGUGAAAAGCAACGCAAACACCUGUACACUUACAUCUCUGGGGGACAGCAAUUUGGAUGUCAUAUGAGUUAAUUUUAAUAAAUUGGAUAUGUACUGUUAGGGAUUUGUGCCCCAAUUGGCUCUCCAUAGUUAAACCACAACUUUAAGUUCAGAAUACAGCCCACCUUUUUUUUUAAUAAGCUGGGUCCUGUAACAUGAAGCUUAGCGAUGGAUUGUUCAUGCGGAUUUUACGAUUGAUCCUACACAAUAAUCUACUUAGUAUGCAAUCAAUCAGGGUCUGUGCCUGCAGACUAAGGGGUGAGUAUGAUUGGUGCAUGCAAACAGGGUGCUACAUAACUUUUAAAAAGCACUUGGAUUCUCUCAUGGGCUAGUUUCACAAAAACUUGCAAUCAAACUAAAGUUGGUGUGCAACCAUUCAGAAACAUGCGGAUGGGACUUGCGUUUGAUUUUUUUCUUUGCGUUGUGUUUUAACAUAAUCAUCUCUCUCUCUGAAUUAAUAUUUGAUGCUCAAUCAUUUUCAGGUUCGUUUGGAUUUGGUUUAUCGUUUAUUAUUGCAAUUUGAUUAGGGUGUUAUACUCAGAUUUAUAACAGAUAAGUAAUACAUCUGGGGGUGUUUCACAAAGAUUUAAGUAUGACUUAGGUCGCACUUAAAUGUUGAUGCGUACAUGAUAUGCAACGCGCAAUCUUAUUGAUCAAUACCCAGUAGUGCGCGUCUUCUUGGCAUGAUCUGACCAAUGCCGUCAUGCCUUUUAUACUGCGCGCAACAAGGCAUUUAAGUGCGACUCUAAGUCAUACUUGAAUCUUUGUGAAACACCCCCAGGGUCCUUAACUAGUCUCAAAAUUAAUUGUAUCUUUUGUAUGUCUAGACCCAAAUAUAUCUCUUGAUUUGAUCAGAUUUUAUUAAAGUUUCAUUAAAAGUGUUGGUAUCCUAUUUGGCACCCCAUACUCUAGCUGUUCCUAUAGUCCUGCAUAACUAUACAAAUAUUGUUUUAAAUCAUGCUGGCAUACAUGUACAGGUCUCCUUUCACUGAAGUUUUAAAGUAGUAUUAAUUUAAUUUUUAAAUUAUUGAAUAAUCAGGUGUUAUGUUGUAUAUUCUUUCUAAUUGUAAGUUGUACUCUAUUUAUUCAGCCCCAUUAGGGGAAAUGUACUUACACAAUAGGUGGAAUUAAAGCAGAAUCCUGCUAUGAAAUAUUGAGUUUAGUUGAAUUAAUGGCAUCCUAUUAAUUUUGUCGUAAAUGUACAGUGCAGCAACAAAGAAUGAAAAUCCUGAAAACCAGAGGUCUUUUGAUUAUUUUAUAGCAGAAAUCUGAAUUAUAGAAUAUAUUUUUUUUUCUUAAGUGCCAGGUUGAUUUUGGAGAAAAUGUGUAUUUGAAAUACGAGCAUUGGGGUAUGAAUAAUGUACAUGUACUUUAUCAUGCAACUGUAUGAAGUUUUUUUUUAUUUCUGCAUUUAUUUUGCCAUCUUGGCAGGUGUUGGUGGCAUUAAGUGUGCAAUGAAGAAUAAAGCUUACACUCUUUUAUAAAUUCUUGAAUGUAAAUUUAAUCAAGACUGAUAAUUUGUCCACAUUUGUGUACAUAGUCUUGGUACAAACUCCGUACACACCAUAUAUAUUUUUUAAUGUUAUUUCAUGGGAAUUAAACUGUUAUGUAAAAUUUACAGAAGAUGAUAUCUAAAUACUUUUAAAUUCAAAACAGUAUAUUUUUGCAUCCACGUCUUCUAAACAGUAGAGCUGAAAUUUUGUAGUAUUUAUGAUUGUAUGUUAAAAGUUCUCUUAAGUCGUUCUUAUAGAUAAAUGUAGUUUAUUGCAUUUCCUUUUGUUUGUAUAUUGGUAAGAAUAUACUGGAAGAUUUUAUGAAGUGAUAUGGUGAAUCCGAAAAUUGCAAGUUGUUCUGUAAAUUUACAAGGUGUCAAUCAAUUUCAACUAAAGCAAACUGAUUGAUGCAUGUUGAUACAAGCAGGAGACCAUCGAUCUAAGUUCUGCAAAUUUGCAAUCAAUUACAAGAAUUACAAUUGAUUUGGGGACAUAAAAUUGACUUGCAAUCAAUCGCAUGUUUCUUGCAACACUCCAUUGAAGUCACACCGAAUUAUUUGUGAAAUGUAUUCCUCCACAUGUGUUUUCUCCACUCUAAGAGUAGUAUACAAGAGGCUGGAUUGUUACAGAGCGGUUUUCUGCUCAUCCUGCACGUACAUUUUCUGUAGCAUUGCACGAUAAAAACAGAAGAAGGGUCACUUUGAGUAUCGAUUUUUUUUUUAAAAGAAUUUUUUCUGUAUACCUGGUUUGAUUGAGGUGCCUUAUGAAAUUAAAUUGUUCUUCUCCUAACUCAACGGCCUGAAUUCUGAGGUCCAGUGUAACUUGGGCCAUGGCCUAAAUCUGGAGCCCGUAUUACAAAGAGUUGCGAUCGAUCCGAUCAAUCGCAACUAUGGAAAGCCAGCAACGUGAACAUAAAAAAUACAUGUUUGUUCAAAAUAUUUGUGUAGAAAUGAUGUUUAUUCAUAUAUUCACUGUUUUCUGGACAAUUCAGUGUGAUUCUCUUUGUUUUCAAAGGACAUUGAGCAAAUUUCCUAAAGAAAAAGUUAUGACAUUAAUGGAUUUCCAUAUACUUAAGAUUGAUUGUAUCAAUCAUAACUCCUGGUAAGAAGGGGCCCAGGGUUAAGGUUAUGGGAAGCCAUGAGUGUCCAGAACUUGUAACACUGUAAUGCUUCUUGUGUUUUCUAGGACCCUUCUUGUUUUAACAAGGAAGGAAACUAUUGUAUUGUGUUUAUAAAUUGAGAGAUUCGUUAAAGACCCUGACCGGUGUAAAAACAA